This is a messenger RNA of Physella acuta, 3201 nucleotides long. RefSeq names its product nuclear cap-binding protein subunit 3. Gene Ontology annotation, cellular component: nucleus. Gene Ontology annotation, molecular function: RNA 7-methylguanosine cap binding; mRNA binding. NCBI's taxonomy places the organism in Eukaryota, Metazoa, Mollusca, Gastropoda, Physidae. The record is from RefSeq and is a predicted model, not a curated record.
UUAAUCUUCAACCAUAAUAAACAUGGCUACCAGACAAAAGUUACCUAAUUUAAAAAUAUGUGUCGAUAAUACAGAAACAACUGAUGAUUCGGAAGUUGAAAUUCAAAGUUCGGCUUCAUCCAGUUCAGAAGAUGAAAGUAAUUUUAAGAUAAAAAAUAACAGAGGAAGAAGAGGUCAAGAGGACGGAGAAGUGGAGGAUGACGUGUUAUCGAUAGGUUCCACCGAUGGACCAACAGAGAGACGUUUCUUAUCGAGAUCCACCCUGAAAAAUCAAAAACCCACAGCAUAUGGCCCUAAAAUAUAUGAAAACAAGACUGGAAACUUUGUUACUGGAGUUGAUGUCACAUCUGAAGAAGCAAGUGAGCAGAGAGAUAAACGUGCCAAGCGCUUUGGAACUUUGAGUACUCCAAAACAGCCAAUAACAGAUGUGGAUAUCAAAAACCUUCACAAAAGUCUAGGAAUGAAUAUCGAGAAACUGGAUGAGGACCCUCGUGGAUGGCGGAUGGAAGCCAUUUUAUUGCGAGGCACUGAAAACAUGAGCACUAAAGAUGUGUUUGAAUAUUUUUCCGAGUAUGCACCAAAAGGUGUUGAGUGGAUUGAUGACUUCUCUUGUAAUGUGAUCUGGUUAGACAAGCUAACCCCAGCCAGGGCGCUACUAAAACUUAGCCAAAGUUUUAGCGAAGUGCACCCAGAUGCUGAAGGGGAGAAAAACAAAGAACAGAAGAGUGAGACGGCCAGUCAAGAUGUAGACAAUAAGACAACCACGGAGACCAAAGACAGCAUUCCAGCAGAACCCCCGCAAGACAAACCUACAGAGAAGAAGGAACCAGUGCUGAAUGUUCUGGAAGAUGAAGUCAUGGAACUUGAUUAUGACGAUAAUCUGGACCUGACUGGGGAAGACCCUAUCGACCAGGCAAUGUCCACUUGGUCAAACUUCACACAAAACAAGAAGGAGAGGGCAGAGAGGGCGGCGGCCACAGCCGUGCGGAAAUCUAUUGACGAGCUGUCGGCCAAAGAGAAAAUAUCAGAGAAAGUUUCAGAGAAAGACCAAGAUGAUUCUCAUUUAAAAACGGGUAAAAAAGUGAAAAGUUUGAAUAAGGAACCCAGCAGCAGUCUGGUUAAAUCUCACAGAGAUAAUCAGAAUAGAAAAGUGUUACCAAGUGUAGACGGGGUUAAGAAAACAGAGGAGUCUGGUCAACAUGGCAGCAGGAACAAAGACAGUCUGACAGGGAAAAAGGUUGAAGCUAAGGCCAAACCAAAGGAUGGCCUCGACAAAGUGAGAGCGUCCAAAAAAGAAAAAAUGGAAGUGGAUGACGCCUCCGACUCUGAGAGCAGUAGCUCAUCGUCGUCAUCCGGCUCAUCCAGCUCUGGCUCUGGUUCGGAUUCCGGAUCAGAUUCGACAUCAUCCACCUCUUCUUCUGGAUCAUCAUCCUCGUCAUCAUCCUCAGGCAACUCUUCUAACUACAGUAAACAAAAAAUGAAAAAAACCCGCUCAGAGAGGGAUAUGGCAAGAAAUUUAAAGAAAACCAAAAAACCCGAAGCUCCCCCCAUCCCACCUGUGGCUAGGGAGAGGAGUGAAAUCCCGUGGCCCCCUGGGUUCUGGCGGUUAGGCUUACCCCACAUCAAGGCGGAGUUUCUCUUUAUGAGAUAUGCCAUGAAAGCUGACAAGAAACUGCCAGGUGCAGAGAAAAGAAGCAAGUAUUAUGUCAAGUAUGGGAACCCUAAUUUUGGAGGUAUCAAAGGGUUAAUCAGUAAUUCCAGGAAACGUCGUUUGCGUAAUGUAGGCCGAGAUAGCCAUGACGAUGACAGCUUUGAUGUGAGUGAUGACUUAUCUGAUAAAGCCUCAUCCAGGCUGUCAGGUCGUAUUGGCAGUCGAGGUGGCACAGAGAAGCUGGUCAGCGAGCCAAAUUAUUUUGAAGACGGUGAGGUAGCUGACGAGGAAGAAGCUGUUAGGCCCAGUUUGGCCGAGGGAAAAGAUUUGAGGGAUUUUUUAAACAAGGAGACCAAGUCAGCAAAAUCAUCACAAGAAGCAGCGAAAGACUCAGAUGAUGAAAUGGAUUAUGGGGCGGAGCUUGAGAGGUUGAUGGGAGACGAUGCCCCGCCCACAAAGAAAAGGUUCAUGCGUAUGCAUGCUGACGAUGAGGAGGAGAAGAUUGAAAGAACAAAAAGGCUUGCAGCAAAGAUGCAGAAAGAGGUGAAGAAAUGGCAGAAGAAUAAAGAAAUUUUUGAUGAAUAUCCAGAAGACGAAGGAGAGGUAGUGGAGGAAGAGGAAGAAUACCUGCCCGUGAAGAAAGAGUGGGUGGACUACGACAACGUGGAAGAUGACGACCCGUUCAAUUUGUUCGGGGUGUCGAAAGUUGAAGCCGUCAAAAACUACAAGUCAGGUGAUGACCAUGAGGAUGAUUGGGACCGGAGGAGGGGGGAUAAGAACAUGAAACAUAGACUUGGUGGGGGGUAUGCUGGCUCGAAGGGUCAAAGGGUAGAGUUACCAGCGGGGACAAUUGAUCUCAGGGCUAAGCUUCAAGGGAAAAGAAGGGCGGGUAACCAAAACUGGUAAUUUUUUUUUAAUGUGGAGCUCUGGUUUAUUUAAUUAAGUUGUUUUAUGAAGGGGUAAAAAAAAUUGGUUUAUAGUCAAAACUUUUUCACUGCCUGUCUGUUAUGUAAAGAAUUUAGUUCCUUAGUAAUGUUAUUGUCAGUAUCUGUGUUUUACACCAAUAGUAUUUCAUAGAUUUAAAAUCCAAGGCUUGUCAGAAUUAGGUGGACUAUGGUGUUAAACUAAACUUGGAUAAAGAAGAUUUAGAUGUCUCACUCAUCAUUGACUGGUUCUAGUAAAUUAUAAAGUUGAUUGACAAUCAAAAAGGCUUUAUGUUUAUUUUGUUUAUACUCUAAUAGAAAAUAUCUGCCCUACAGAUACAUAGGGUAGACCCCUACUAAUCAAUUAUUUACCAGUUAGGUCCCUUGGCUUAUGAAGAAAUAUAUAUCCCUUGGCAUUAAAAUAAAGAAAUGACCAAAAGACUGACAGUGUGUAUAUGAUAUGGUGAAUGUUUGUAUGUUUUGUGUUUGAUUGAUGCAGCUACUGUGUGUGAUUGUAAGGCAAUUUUAAAUAAAUGUACUAUUGUGAAAUUUUUUAAAAUGUGUUCUUGUUCUUAUUGUGUAGAAAUGUUCCAAAAUUUAGCGCAUAAAUUUUACCUUCAGAUAUUU